This is a messenger RNA of Closterium sp. NIES-65, 798 nucleotides long. NCBI's taxonomy places the organism in Eukaryota, Viridiplantae, Streptophyta, Zygnematophyceae, Desmidiales, Closteriaceae. The record is from the annotation of a GenBank genome assembly.
AUGCCCCCCUCUGAUCCUAUCUGUCUCGACCUCCCUAACCCCUCUCGGGACUUGUCCCUCUCAAUCCCCUCACCCCCUCCUCUCACCCCCUCUUUUCCCCCUUUCUCCCCCCCCCCUCCCCCCCCCCCCCCUUCCUCGUCCCCCCUCCUCUCCCCCAUCCAUUCCCCACCUCCUCGUCCCCCUUCCUCUCCCCCCUCCUUUCCCCCUCACCUCCCUCUCCCCUGUCCCUCUCCCCUGUCCCUCUCCCCUGUCCCUCUCCCCCGUCCCUCUCCCCUGUCCCUCUCCCCUGUCCCUCUCCCCCGUCCCUCUCCCCUGUCCCUCUCCCCCGUCCCUCUCCCCUGUCCCUCUCCCCCGUCCCUCUCCCCUGUCCCUCUCCCCUGUCCCUCUCCCCCGUCCCUCUCCCCUGUCCCUCUCCCCCGUCCCUCGCCCCUGUCCCUCUCCCCUGUCCCUCUCCCCUGUCCCUCUCCCCCGUCCCUCUCCCCUGUCCCUCUCCCCCAUCCCUCUCCCCUGUCCCUCUCCCCCGUCGUCCCAUGCUCACCCCUCCCCCCCCCCCCCCAACCUCACAGAAACAACACAUGCACUCCACACCACUCCACAUGUCUGCAUACCUCAGCACUCCACUGCCACUUGCCACACCGCGCCAAAAGAGAGCACCGUCAAAUGAUGAUGCCGCUCGCCAUUCAAUUCGCUGCUCGUGCCAGCUCCGACGCCUGUGAUGCUCGCCUCGCCGCCGCCACUCGCCUCUCACAAUCCACGCGGCGCUACGACUUCCUCGGCUUUAGUCACUGCCGCCAAUAG